Messenger RNA from Nomascus leucogenys (northern white-cheeked gibbon), 846 nucleotides. RefSeq names its product D-dopachrome tautomerase (gene DDT). The record is from RefSeq and is a predicted model, not a curated record. Lineage: Eukaryota; Metazoa; Chordata; Mammalia; Primates; Hylobatidae. Gene Ontology annotation, molecular function: phenylpyruvate tautomerase activity.
CCUGGUCCGCGAGCCUUCGGUACCCCCAGCUUUUUUUCCGCCAGAGCUGUUUCCGUUCCUCUGCCCGCCAUGCCGUUCCUAGAGCUGGACACGAAUUUGCCCGCCAACCGAGUGCCCGCGGGGCUGGAGAAACGACUCUGCGCCGCCGCUGCCUCCAUCCUGGGCAAACCUGCGGACCGCGUGAACGUGACGGUACGGCCGGGCCUGGCCAUGGCGCUGAACGGGUCCACCGAGCCCUGCGCGCAGCUGUCCGUCUCCUCCAUCGGCGUAGUGGGCACCGCCGAGGACAACCGCAGCCACAGCGCCCACUUCUUUGAGUUUCUCACCAAGGAGCUAGCCCUGGGCCAGGACCGGUUCCAGGUGAGGUUCACGGGAGACUCACAGAGUAGUGAAAGAGCACUGGCCUGGAUGUCUAGACAUCUGCUUUCUGGGUCCUGCAUAGCUGGGGGACCCCAGACAAACUUGGAAAUGAACCAUCUCCAGUUGGCAACCUUCUCUUCUGUGAAAACAGGGGAAAAGACCUCCCUCCCCCACAAGAAGACUCUACAACCCAAACCUGGCGUUCUGUGACCGAGUUAAAGUUUCCUCUUGGGAUACUUAUCCGCUUUUUCCCCCUGGAGUCCUGGCAGAUUGGCAAGAUAGGGACGGUCGUGACUUUUUUAUGAUUGGGCACGGAGGGAUCCAGGGCAUCUGUGAGCUGGCUGCUUCUUCCAGAGAGAUCUCCUGGCAGAGUGAGGGCCUGGUGAUAACCAGCUUUGGAUUAUCCCGCAUGCAACAUUCCUGUGAUCACAUAAUCCUCUUCUUCGUCCUCAUAUGAAAUAAAUGAAGAGAGCUUCCUCAUUCAAA